Molecule: messenger RNA, 1503 nt
Organism: Phyllotreta striolata
Lineage: Eukaryota; Metazoa; Arthropoda; Insecta; Coleoptera; Chrysomelidae
Source: the annotation of a GenBank genome assembly
AUGUUAAUAACCAAUAGCAUAGCAGCGGAUUUGGUCGUACUGGCCGUUACAUUGGUAGCAGUACUGGCAACAUGGCACUUGUGGGCCUUGUACUAUUGGCAAAGGAAAGGCGUCCCGACGCCCCCCACCUAUCCGCUUCUCGGUACUUUCAAGGACUUCAUCGUAGGCGACAAAUCCUUGGGCCAGGUCGUGCAGGAGGCUUAUUUGGACUAUAAGAAACAAGGCAAACGCUACUUCGGCGUGUCGUUCGCCGGCCAGCCGCAAUUCGUCCCCGUCGAUUUGGCGCUGAUCAAGGCCGUCUACGUGGCGGAUUUUCCGCAUUUCCACAGCCACGGGACCUACAGCGACGCCGCCAACGAUCCCCUAUCGGUGCACAUCUUCAACGUGGACGGCCCGAAAUGGCGCGACGUCAGAUCGAAGCUGUCGCCCACCUUCACGUCGGGCAAGAUGAAGACGAUGCACGAGACGCUGUUGAAGUGCUCCGAGGGGCUCACCGGGGCGCUGGAGAGGCUCGACGAUCCGAUCGAGAUCAAGGAGAUCAUGGCCAGGUUUACCACCGACGUCAUCGGUUCUUGCGCCUUCGGCUUGGACAUCAACAGCCUGGAGAACCCGGACGCUGAGUUCCGACGAUUCGGCGCCAAGAUAUUCGAGAAGUCCUUCAGGAACAUCGCCAAUUUCUUCCUCGGCAUCGCCGUGCCCCACUCGAUCCUAUCGUUCUGCGGCUACAGCGUGACGCGUCGCGACGUCCAGCGGUUCUUCUACGGCUCCUUGGCCAGCACGGUGGCGUACCGCGAGACCAACGCCGUCGUACGCAAGGACUUCCUGGACUUCCUGGUGCGCUUGAAGAACCACGAGGACGCCCAGGAGAGGAUGUCGAUGGACGAGAUCGCCGCCCAAUGUUUCAUGUUCUUCGUGGCCGGCUUCGAGACGUCGGCCACCACCAUGAAUUUCGCCUGCUUCGAAUUGGCCCGCCACCAGGACGUCCAGGACAAGGCGAGGACGGAGAUUAGGAGGGUGUUGGAGAAGCACGACGGGAAGCUCACCUACGACGCCGUCAUGGAGAUGACCUAUUUGGACAUGAUCAUUCAAGAGUCUUUGAGGAAAUACCCGCCGCUGCCGAUCAACAUACGAAAAUGCACGAAAACGUUCAAGGUGCCCGGCGAAUCGUUGGAAAUCAAAGAGGGCACGUUCGUGAUGAUACCGGUGUGGGGCAUCCACUACGAUCCGGAGUACUAUCCGGACCCGGAGGUCUUCGAUCCGGAGCGAUUCAGCGACGAGAACAAACGAUCGAGACCGGCCUUCAGCCAUCUGCCCUUCGGCGAAGGGCCGAGGAUCUGCAUAGGUAUGCGGUUCGGUAUGCACCAGACGAAGAUCGGUUUGAUAACGUUGUUGAACAACUACCGGAUCAAAUUGAAUUCGAAGACGAUCACUCCGUUGAAAUACGAUAAGAUUUUGUUCACUUCGAACAUCGGAGGAAUUUGGUUGGAUUUGGAGAAGGUUUGA